AUGGCGGCGACAAACACCUCGAUCAGCUCCAGCUGCCACUGCGGCGCCAUCACAGUCACAGUUCCCCGACUCCCCGAGUACAUCAACGUAUGCCAAUGCACGAUUUGUAGACGCUAUGGCGCCGCUUGGGGCUAUUACCAUCCUGACGAAGUAAAGAUCGAAACGAAGCCGAACGCAGUGACCAAGCAGUAUGUCUGGGGCGAUCGAGACCUGUCUUUCAACUUCUGCGAUAACUGCGGUUGCGUAUGCUAUUGGUGGCCCAUUCGACCUCCGCCUACUGACGGAGGAAAAUACAAAAUGGGGCUCAAUACAAGCAAUGUCAAUCCCGAGCUCCUGAAGUUCGUCGAUCGAAAAUUUGAGUAUUCGGUUUUGAUGAGCCCGCUGCGGUCCAAGGACUCGGCGCAUCCUGAUGAUCCGGCCAAGUAUUGA
Molecule: messenger RNA, 429 nt
Organism: Penicillium longicatenatum
Lineage: Eukaryota; Fungi; Ascomycota; Eurotiomycetes; Eurotiales; Aspergillaceae
Product: GFA family protein
Exons: 2
Coding region: 1-429 (142 amino acids)
Molecular function (GO): carbon-sulfur lyase activity
Source: RefSeq, a predicted model, not a curated record